UUCAGAGAAAUGAAAGAAAAAAAAAAAAGAAAAUCAAAUAAAAUACAAUUAUUAUUAUAAAUAAAUGUUCUACGGGUUCAAUGUUUUAUGAAACCGAUUGGAAAUUGUUGAUAACACGAAUUUAUUUCAUUAAAAUAAGAAUUUAUUUCUUGACCUUUUUUAUCUAGAGUCCUAACUAUUGCGGAAAGACAUUAUUAUCAUCUAUUAUCACGUUUGAUUCACAACUCAACUCUCUACCCCGAAACAUUCAUCAAAUAUACAUCAUCAAUCAUUUUUUACAAUUUGACAGAAUUGUUUUGUUAAACGUUGAAUCGUUGACUAUCAAAGCUUACACGUUCGCUAUGAUGAUUAGAGCUACGAAAAUAACAAAAAUACAAUAAAUAAACAAAGAAGAAAACGGUAUCGGGUCUCGUGAAAAAUAUAGUGCAAUUUUUCUACAUAGCUGCAUCAUACAAAAAACAAGGAUGUACAUAACAUUUACAGGAAUGAAAAGAUUGUGACGACCUUCUUAAUCUUGGGCCACAUUUUAAGACAAUAUAAAAGACGACGGAUCGUUUCAGAAAACUACAGUUUAUUUUCUUGACGAAUUCUUACUGCUUGUAAGAAAGCAAACAACAAAUUUAUUUCAUUUGAAAGAAUCUAAGUUGUUCAAUUUAUUCAAAAUGGAGUGGAGUGGAUUAGACAAAGUAGCUGUUAUCACUGGUGCCAGUUCUGGAAUUGGUAAAGCCAUUGCCGAAUUACUCGUCUUGAAAGGUUUAAAAGUUAUUGGACUUGCUCGUAAUAUCGAUAAACUCGAAGCACUUGCUGAAGAAUUGAAAUCUAAACCAGGCAAAUUUUUACCCUUACAAUGCGAUCUAACAAAUCAGAGUGAAGUCUUGAAAGCGAUAGAAUGGAUAGAAAAGGGUGUUGGUUUUGUUAACAUUUUGAUUAACAACGCAGCAAUAAACAUUGAAGCAGGUUUAACAAGUGGUGAAAUAGAAGAUUGGGAGAAAACAUUAGACCUUAAUAUUCUUGGUCUAACAUGCAUUACGAAAGAAAUUUUGAAACUGAUGAAAAAGAAAGGUAUUGACAAUGGUUGCAUUAUAAACAUAAAUGAUACAUUGGGAUUAAAGAUUCCAGCAAAUCCAGAACGACCAGCUUCUUCUGCUUACAUUUGCAGUAAAUUUGCACUAACAGCAUUGUCUGAGUGUCUUCGUUUAGAACUAGCACAGCUAGAAUCUAACAUUAAAGUUAUUUCUAUUUCUCCUGGAUUGGUUGAAACCGAAAUGACUCAACAAUGGUUAAAAGAAAAUCCACGUUUAGCUUUGCAACCUAAAGAUGUGGCCGAAGCUGUUCUUUACGCAUUUCAAACACCUGACAACGUUCUUAUCAAAGAUCUUAUUAUUACACCCAUUCGUGAAAUUUAAUUUCUACGAAGUAAUGAACUUAUCGUCGAGUAAAGAUUAUGUAGUAAAGAUAAAUCAAAAAAAUUAAUUUGAAACAAUAAAGAA
Molecule: messenger RNA, 1490 nt
Organism: Polistes dominula (European paper wasp)
Lineage: Eukaryota; Metazoa; Arthropoda; Insecta; Hymenoptera; Vespidae
Product: dehydrogenase/reductase SDR family member 11
Source: RefSeq, a predicted model, not a curated record